AUGACCAUCACCAAGGCUCAAAGCCUCACCGUGCGCACCUCCUUCACGGCCUCAGCCGCAGCAACAGUCCAUUAUGGUGAGAACGUCCCGCUCAUACGUGAAUUCAGCAACCGCAGACUGUUGUUAAAUGCAUAUUGCAUAUUUAUAGCAGCUAUAAAGGAAAGAGCCAAACAAAAGAAAAAAGAAACAAAAGGGCCUCCAAAGAUAAGGUUGGAUAAGCUUAUAGUAGAGUCUAUUACCAAUUUGAAGGAACCGAGGGGUUCUGACAGGGCUGCAAUUGCUUUGUACAUAGAGGAGCGAUACUGGGCACCACCAAACCUCAAAAAACUACUGUCCACAAAGUUGAAGCAUAUGACUGAAAACGGAAGAUUGAAUAAGAUAAAACAUAAGUACAAGAUGGCACCAAUUUUGAUAUCUUCUGAAAAAAGAAGAAGCUCUUCAUUGUUACUCCUGGAGGAAAGGCAGAAGGAUACUUUAAAGGCGCAAAAGAGAGAGAUCAAUGUUCUCACAAAAGCCCAAGUCGAUGCAGAGCUAAUGAAGAUGAAGGGUAUGACUGCACAAGAGGCUGCUGCAGCGGCUGCACAAGCAGUUGCAGAAGCAGAAGUUACUAUCCGUGAGGCUGACAUGGCAGCUAGGGAGGUAGAGGUUGCAGCUGAAGCAGAACAAAUUUUUGCCAAGGCAGCAAUGAAGGCACUGAAAUGUGGAACACUCCGUGCUUGGUAA
Juglans microcarpa x Juglans regia is the source of this 723-nucleotide messenger RNA. RefSeq names its product telomere repeat-binding factor 2-like. NCBI's taxonomy places the organism in Eukaryota, Viridiplantae, Streptophyta, Magnoliopsida, Fagales, Juglandaceae. Gene Ontology annotation, cellular component: nucleosome. The record is from RefSeq and is a predicted model, not a curated record. The transcript has 5 exons. Gene Ontology annotation, molecular function: double-stranded telomeric DNA binding. Bases 1 to 723 code for a protein of 240 amino acids. Gene Ontology annotation, biological process: nucleosome assembly.